UUGUUGUCAUCGAAUUAUUUCGUCUACAAAAAUGUGCCAUUUUGUGUCAUUACCUCGAUCCACGUUUUGAUCAUAUCAAAUAUAGAUAUUGUAUCUUUUAAUUAUACAUAGUGUUUGCUUUCUAAAGACAUUUUGGUAACGCAAAUAAAAAAUUGCCAUGACUAUGAAAAAUAUUAUAUUCGGGAUUCCGAAUUAUGUUACUUUCUAUUCUACGCAGGAAUGUAUUAGAUCAAUUGGAAAGGUUUAUGGGGGUUUCUAAUGUUUUCUUUAGAAUCUAGGGGUAAAAAGAAUAAUACCUUCCACUAAUAUAGAGCAUGCACGUAUAAAUAAGCGCAUGAAAAUACACUUUUGUCUCUCGGUUAUGGAAGAAUCAAACAUGGCUCAAGCUUCUUUUAUUUGCCUUCUCCUCAGUUUUUCCAUCAUAUUUCUUUCGAAUGCAGCCGACAUAAGCAUAGACUGUGGAUCAUCAAGUUCUCACGUUGACGCGGACAACAGAACGUGGGUGGGAGACACAGACUUCGUAAACACCGGUUUGACGUCUAAAUAUGCACCUUUAAUCAAAACGGAUGAUUCUCUAACCACACUCCGGUAUUUUCCUACGGGAGAUACUAACUGUUACUCCAACAUUCCGGUGGAUAAAGGUGGGAAAGUGUUAGUUAGGACGAGAUUCAACUACGGAGACUACAAUAAAGAAUCCAAGGCUCCGAGGUUCGAUGUCGUUUAUGAUGGAAAACAUAGAGAUUCCGUCAUCACAACGACAUUCGUCGGCGGUACUCGAUCGGAAGCGAUAUUUAUUCCUGAGAGCGGGAAUACCAGUGUUUGCUUUGUCCGUACGCUUUUGAACGAGCACCCUUUUGUGUCUACCAUUGAAGUACGGAGGUUGGACGACUCUAUGUAUACCGAUCUUGGUCCCAAGGAAGGUUUCAUUCUCCAGCAAAGGACCGCCUACGGUGCCCAAGAAUUAGUAAGGUCUCCGUUUGAUCCUUAUGAUAGAAUGUGGCAGCCGGCAACGGUUGCGGUCACACAUCUAAAAAGUUCUGCCAUUUCUAUCAACACAACAGGGGCUGACAAUAGACCACCAGAGAUUGUUCUUCGGACAUCUUGGUCAAAGAAGGACAUGGCUUUCUAUGAUAUAACCCUACCUUUUUCUGGACUAACAUUUUACAUUGUCAUUUAUUUCUCGGAACCACUAAGCCUUAGUUCCGACCAAAAGCGAUCUUUUAACGUUUACUAUGACAACAAGCAAGUGGGUCUAAAUCUAAUUGUGCCACCUUUCGGGGCAGUGAUGCAAGCUUCUCUGAGGGGUGUGGUGACGAGUAGGCUUCCUUAUCUGACAUUUAAAGGUACACCGGACUCAAAUUUGGACCCACUCAUCAACGCUCUCGAGCUCUACGUUAUUAGCAAUAGUGGUGGAAACGGGACGAAUUCAACAAGCACGAGCGGUGGAAGCAGCCCUAGCACUGGCGGUGGUGGUGGAAGCAGCCCUAGCACUGGCGGUGGCGGUGGAAGCAGCCCUAAGACUGGCGGCGGUGGUGGCAGCCCUAGCACUGGCGGUGGUAGUGGCAGCCCUAGCACUGGCGGAGGUGGUGGAGGCAAAUCCGAAGACUCUUCAGGGAAGUCCGAAGAGGAGAAAAGCAGCAACAGCUUAGCAUUACCACUUGGUAUUUCAUUUCCGUCGUUGUUGGUUCUUGCAGCUAGUGGUUGGGGUGCCUGGAACUAUUUCAUCAAACCCAAGCGCCACCGCGAAUCAGAAUGUUUUACCGCUCAAACAGAAUAUAAACGUACAAGUGAAUGUGGGAAACAACAUGGGGAAUGCAACAGUGAAUACUGGGCAAUGACGAACGACUUCUACAACAUCUUGAUCCCAUCAUCAACCCUCCUAUCCCAUAUAUGUUCUUUUUCUUUUUACUUUUCCUAAUUUAUUGAUUAUUAGAAGUGAUUUUUUUUUAAUUUGCAAACAAAAUAUUAAAAGGAAAAGGGGAGAUUUGCUACAAUAACCUACAAUUUAUUAGAAACAACUAA
Messenger RNA from Camelina sativa (false flax), 2022 nucleotides. The record is from RefSeq and is a predicted model, not a curated record. NCBI's taxonomy places the organism in Eukaryota, Viridiplantae, Streptophyta, Magnoliopsida, Brassicales, Brassicaceae.